Molecule: messenger RNA, 2410 nt
Organism: Motacilla alba alba
Lineage: Eukaryota; Metazoa; Chordata; Aves; Passeriformes; Motacillidae
Gene: DEUP1
Product: deuterosome assembly protein 1
Exons: 13
Coding region: 181-2034 (617 amino acids)
Biological process (GO): centriole replication; de novo centriole assembly involved in multi-ciliated epithelial cell differentiation
Cellular component (GO): deuterosome; centriole
Source: RefSeq, a predicted model, not a curated record
GGCCCUGCCCCGGCCGCCUUCCCGCCUCUCCCGCCGCUCUCCGCGUUGCCGCGGCGACGGGCGGGAGGUGCGGCGGGACGGCGCCGGGCCUGGCCGGGCUGCGGGGCUCGUACCGCGGCCACAGCGCAGCGGGGGCGGCAGGAGCGGAGUGGGGAGCAGGUUAAAACGACAAUCAGUAUUAUGGAGGAGGACUUAGAAGUGUUCCAGGAGCAAGCUGUGACUAAAGUUUCUCCAUGUGAAGCUGAACUUCAGGAAUUAGUGCAUCAAAUUGACAUCAUGGUAAACAGAAAGCAAGUAGAAUGGGAAAGAAAGAUGAGAGCUUUGGAAGCAAAGAUGGAUAUCCAGGAUCAAGAAUUAGCAAGUGCCCAAAGCAAACUGGAUCAAAAAGGUCAAGAGGUGGGACUACUUCAACGAGAAUUGGAAAACUUACAGAAAACUAAAAAUGAAAUGGCUCAGAGUUAUGAAACUCAGCUUCAAGCACUGAAAUCUCAAGAAUUGAAGGCAAAAUCACAAGAAUGGGAGAAUGGGAUAACCUGUGUAAAUAACCCUGCUUAUGUAGAUAUGCAACCAAAAUUAUUGCCCGAGAAAUGUAAUUUAUUUCAGACGCAGACCCAUAAUUAUCAACUCCAAAUAUGCAAUAAGAAACAAAACCAAGAAGAGCCAAUUACCUGUACCCAGCCCAGAAGUGAAAUUGAUGAUUUGAUUAUUGAAAAGCUAAAGGCAAUUGUGAAUGAAAUAGGAAGAAACAAGAAUAAACUGGUAGAGGAAAAUAUGAAACUCCGUGAGGAUCUAAAAAUGUACCAAAAUCAGUGCCAGAACAUGGAGGCAGACAUCUCAGACAUGAGAAAUGAGCUUCAGUCAAGGGAUGGUCUCUGGAGAAGGAUACAACUGGAAUGCCAGAAGUUGUAUACAGAAUUAUUGAAAAUCAAAGAGUAUAAAGAGAUGCAGGAAAUUCAAAUAAAGUAUGAAUGGCAUCAAUCAUCUCAUGUUCAGCUUACUGAGCAACUAGAAAAUAAAAACCCCGAGCUAUUGCUAUUUGCAGAAAGUCAAGAACGCCAAGAAGAAGAGCUGAACAAGAUAAGAAACCAUGUUUAUCGAGAGGAGCAGUCCCAUUGCUCUGAGCAGGAAAGAAUGAAGACAGAAAUCUCUGACCUGACAGAGGAGCUUCAUCAGAAGGAGAUCACUAUAGCAACUGUCAUGGAGAAAGCUAGUCUCCUGGAAAGACAGUUAAAAAUGGAGUUAGAGACAAAACACAAAUUGUUAACAAAACAGCAGUUGUUGGAAUUCCAUUACCAAGUUAUCAAAUCUGAAAACACACAUCUAAAAGAAAUGGUGGAAAACCAGGAGUGUGAAAGUUGCACGUGUAUAGAUUUAUGUAACAAAGAACAUGGAAAUUUCACAGCUUCUGUUCACAAAAUGAAACAUGAGAAUUUAAGACUACAAAAUAGCCUUGUUAAACCACAAAAUGACACAGAAACAUCGAUACUGGGUUGCAUGGAUACAUAUAGAGAAACAGAGCACAGCUGCCAAACCCAUUCAAAGAUGCAAGGAAAGGAAGAGAGAUCCUUCCAAAAUAAAGAUUCAUGGGAUGUGGAAUGUCAACAGAGUGCUAUGCUCACUGCUGGUGGAUACCACAGAAAGUGCAGUCCUGCUUUGUAUGGCCAAUGCAAUAUCACAGGUUCAAAAAGUGAUAGCACUUUAUCUUCUCAUCCACUUCACAGAGGCCAUGAAAAGAAAAUAGAUUAUAAAUGUCCAUUACCAUCAGUGGGGUAUCCUUUGGUUCUUCCUGGGCCAUUUCCUGAAGUGGGCAGAACUGGCAGCUUUCAGAGCCCUGCUUACAAUGCAGAAGAAAUCAAAUUUUCGUCUCCCCCUGAGAUGUCCUUCCUUGCAACAACAGAAAAGUUCCGUCAAGAGGAAGAGAAACACGCAAGAGAAUUUGAAGAACGUUUAAAUUCACACCUUGAAGAGCUGCAAAGAUAUUCUGAAAAUACUCUAAAAAAAUAUGCCAGGAUGCAGCAAAGCAGGCAUACUUAAACCAGUCACACAAUUAAGAAAGGCAAACCGAGUAAUCACUCAUGAGUUUCUCAGAACUAAAAUCUGCAACUAGCUGCUUAAUGUAUUUAGGCACAUUGCCAAUAGCAUGUAUUUGUAACACCAAGUUUUCAAGAAAAUCAUCAUUCUCCUACAGAUUUAAGUAUAUUGUAACUUGACUGUAUGACAAAAUAAACUUUGAACAUAUUCUAAAAUAUACAGAUGGGUUUUGCACAGUUAAAUUGUGUGCAGCAGAGACCCUGUUGCAGCACUGUAAAUUAAGAUGCUUAAAAUUCUGUAAUGUACAGAGGGCUAAUAAGUGGAAUUAUUCCCUUGAAAUUAGAAUCAACUAUGAGAAAUUCUCUAGAUUGUACAGAAA